Cyphellophora attinorum is the source of this 1185-nucleotide messenger RNA. RefSeq lists its product as uncharacterized. NCBI's taxonomy places the organism in Eukaryota, Fungi, Ascomycota, Eurotiomycetes, Chaetothyriales, Cyphellophoraceae. The transcript has 3 exons. The record is from RefSeq and is a predicted model, not a curated record. Bases 1 to 1185 code for a protein of 394 amino acids.
AUGGCCGCCUCAUCACAAAUCCUCCGGGCUGCGCUGACCGUGUCUGUGUUGCUCUUCAACCCGGCAGCAGCCCACAUCGCCUCCUUCGGCCCAGGGAUGUACUGCCGCAACGGGCCAGACCCGUCAUCCCCGAAUCUCAACUCCAACGCUCCCGUCAACCCAUUGUACAACCUGACCCGCUCCCAGUGGUGGUUUCAGCACGACCGCGGCUGUGAUGCAGUCCCGCCACCAGAUGGCGAGUUUCUGGAGCUUCCUGCGGGCGAGUCCUUCACUGUCGAGCUUGCCAACAAUCAAGCCUUCACGACCUUGAGCUACGAUGGCAAGAUGGUGAGCGAUUGGCCCGAUGGAGCACAGCAUCCGGAGGACUGGCAUGGAGAGGUCGGCAGUGGCCCGGGAGGGGAAGGGUGUCUUCCUGGUGACUCUGGCGGCUACAUGCAUGUUCAGAAUGAGACGAUGGCGCAAGGCACUGCAUGGGCGAUUGCUUACGAGAGCGACCUAAGCAAAAUCCAGAUGAAGGAUCUGGUAGUCUUCUCGGUGUUGAAGCACACGCCCUGGCACCGCCUCGCGACGUACGCCGUCCCCUCCUCCCUUCCCGCCACCUGUCCACCCGAAGGAUGCACUUGUGCCUGGCUCUGGGUUCCCCGUGGCUGCGGGCAACCCAAUAUGUACAUGCAGCCAUACAAAUGCCGCGUCUCCAACAACGGUCCGGCGAAGAAGCUCGCCAAAGCACAGCCACCCACUUACUGCGUAGACGACGCCAGUAAGUGCGUCAAGGGCGCGAAGCAAAUGAUUGUCUUCAACCAGCUGGAGGGUGACAACACGGGUUUUAAUGGUGGUUGGGGUUGGAGUCCGGGGUACAAUGAGCGGAAUGGGUACGAAUCUGGUGCGCAGGAGGACAUUUUCGAGGAUGCUGCACCGGAGCAACCGACGCCGACGACAAGCGUUACACUUUCGUCUUCAUCCGCGAUAACGACGGAGAGUCCAACUUCAGCUUCAGCGUCAGCAGCGCCGGCAGAAUCUUCGUCAAUAACGACUACAACACUCGCACAAUUGACGCAGAUCUUCGACACCAGCAGCAGCACCGCCACCACCAUCGCAGAGACCAGUGUUCAUUCUUACAGCACGACCGUGACAGGCAGGAUCGGAAAACCGACCAAGUUCGUGUGCUAUGCUCAGGAGGAUUGA